Messenger RNA from Pieris macdunnoughi, 4953 nucleotides. The record is from the annotation of a GenBank genome assembly. Lineage: Eukaryota; Metazoa; Arthropoda; Insecta; Lepidoptera; Pieridae.
AUGGAAGAAGUGAGGCAAUUGGUGCAGGAGGAAGGUAGGGAGGCAAGAAACUUAGUGGCGUAUCACGUUACCGUGGAAACCCCAGCUUCUAAGUUAUCUCGUAAACCUCCUCGUGCAUAUCCACCUCCACCAAGACCACCAGUUCGAACAACACGGCUCCGGUCAGCAUCUGCAGGCCGAGAUAAACGAUCUGAGCUCCGUGCACGAUACUGGGCAUUGUUAUUUGGUGAUUUGCAAAGAGCUAUUGGUGAAAUAUACAACACUGUUCAAGCAAAUGAAAAUCUCAAUGAGUGCCAAGAAGUGAUACUUGUUUUAGAGAACUACACACGCGAUUUCAAGGCUUUAGCCGAGUGGUUUAGAGUUAAGUGGGAUUAUGAUAACACCCCUCCACCGCAAAGACCACAGAGCCUAGCAUGGGAGAUUAGAAAGACUGAUUUUGUUAAGCCAGAACCAAAACGCGCAUAUUCAGUUAAAAGUUCCCCUACAGUGUCAGGCAAAAACAGCCCAUCAUUCUCCGGAUAUAAUACACCUAGUGGAAAAAACAGCCCUAACCCUACUGGGAAAGUGAGUCCAGGAAGUGGAAAAAUAAGCCCUAGGGUUGCUUCAGGCCAUUCCAGUACCAGUCCUAAGGCAAAUAUUGAGUUCUUUAGCAACAAAAUCAAUACUUCUAAAAUUACUGCUAAACCUGAGCCAAAAAUUGCAAAAGAACUGUCUAGACUUUCAGAUAUCAAGGAAAAAGAUGUUAAAGAAAUAUGCGAGGAUGCUAAAGUAUAUGAAAAAAAGGAUGAUAUGGAUAUAUUAAAACCGAAAGUGGUGGAAAUAGGACAUGCCAAACUUAGUCCUUGUGCAUCUCCAAAGUUGGUGGUCAUUAAGUCACCAAAAUCCUUGACAAAAAAGGAGAAUGUUAAUAACAAAGUUCAGGAUAUGUCAAACCAUGCUCAGUCAACUGUUGACAAACUUAAUGUCAUGGAAAAUGAGUUCUUAAAAAAACAAAUUAUGGAAAAUAAAGCAAAAAAUGAUAUUAUGAUCAACAAUGGCAUAGAGGCUGACAAGCCUUUUAAUAAUUGUGAUUCUAUUGAAAAGGAUUGCUCGGAUUCAAAUGUAAAAAACAAUAGCCAGGUAGUGAUUGUCGAUGCUGAUAAACCUGCCAUUGGUGGUAUUAAAAUUGCUAUUGAGAAUGAAAAAACAGCGGAUAAAACUGCCGAAGAACGGCGCACGGAGACUUCUAUAAUUGAAAAAGAAAUUGAAGGAGAGAAAAUAAGUGAGCAAGACUUAUUGCUCGAACAAGUGUUUAUUGAAAAUGACUUAAUUUCGAAUGCACCGAAGGACAGUCAAAUUCUUGAAAAUAAAGAUGAGGGCACAGAUUCUACUGGUCAAAAAGAUUUUGAACUCAACAAAAAUAAUUCUGAGGUGGUAGUAGAGGAAGAGGUUGAAAAAACAACUAGUAGUACGUAUGAAACUGACAAAAACUCCAAAAAGGACACAGACAUGAAAAAGCCCGAGGCUAAGUUUUCCAAGCCAGCAUACUCUCAAGCAGCUGCUAAGCCUAAAGCAACAAGCCAGACAGAAAAACCAAUAAAAGCAGAAACUAAAAUGCCUAUAAAAUUAGCUAGAAGCUCAACAGUUGUAGAACUACGUCCACCGACAGUCAAAACUCAGAGGCCUUUUCAGAAAAGAGCUCAAACGAGCAAAUGCAGUUAUCCAUUUAAUUUAACCACCGGAAGACCAAGCCUUUUCGAUACAGUUCCAUCUACUUCAAUCAACAGAGGACAAAUUGUAACAAAGAAAACGUCAAUUAGAACUAUCCACAUGGGAUCGGGUGACGCCAAAUCGGGAAAUAGAUUAAACCUUAGAACUCGCCCACGGCCUUCCUCUUUAAGACUUAAUGAAAAGGGUGAUAAACGUGAAAACGUAAGCGUCUUCAUUGAAAAAUCAGUCGAAAAUCCUAUUGCAAUCGAUAUGGUUAGAAAUGAAUCGAAUGAAAGUAUUAAAACACUCGUUCCUGAAGAUUUGCAGGCAACGCAAGAUAUAAACUCUUCAGGAGUUAAUAUGUACAGUAAAAAUGAUAACGAUGGGUGGUUAACAGUGAAAUCAAGGCGAGAAUCUAAAAAGCAAUCCAAAAGCCACUGGGCUAAUCGCUUCCGUCAACCGACAGCUACGGCAAGUCUUCCAACAUUAAACAUGUUAGAAUCGCCCAAAGAAGAAAACCCUAUAUCGAUUGAUAUUAAAGACAGCGGUGACCGUGCUAAAUCCGAACAACCACGAAAGGUUGAAAAAGAAAAAAAGGCUAUAAAAUCUAGCAAGAAAUCUGAAAAAAGAGAUCCUACAAUGAGGCGACAAAAAUCUGAUAUUACCGGACUGAAAACGCGCUCAUCAAAAAACAAAGUGCUGACGAAAAAAGCUGAAAAAGCCAAAAGCGUCUCCAAAGAAAAAAAUCGCUUACACUCCUCUCUGGAAAGUCUUACCAUGGGCUUAACACGAUCUGAAGAAAGUGUACACCAAGAGUUUGAUUUUGAUAAAUGGAAGGCUGAAUUUAAAUCGACAUUUAAUUUUUUGGAAGAAGACGAUCACAUCUCUGAUCACAACGAAAUAUUAAAGACCGCCGAUCCAUCUGAAAUGUCGGAAAUCGCGGAAAUGACGUCGCAAAUUGAGGAGAACGAACGGAAGAUUAGUUUGGCUUUAGAUUUUCAGUCGGAAGUCGACCAGCGUAAGCUUUGCGAAGAAGAAGAUCUUUUGAACAGGCAAAUCAUGGAGCUACAACAGGUGUCUGACAUCGAUCUUGACACGGAAACUGAUGAUACUGAGACUGACGCAGAAAUCCCCUUAGAAGAACCGGCUUCCACCCCAGUGCCGAUGCCAGAAGGCCUGGGGUCUCUUACGGCCAGCCUAGAAGACCAGUACGAAACGGCCUUAGCCGGGAUGUCCUGGGCCGAAAGAGUUGAUACGCUCGUGGUGUUGGAGGCCCUCGUGGCUAGGGAUCCUGGUAGGGCUCAGCAAUUGCACGCUAAGCUUUCUCAAGGCAUAAAACGACGAGGGAGUCUACAAGAUGCUUUAAGAAGAUUACAGGCAAAACAAGCUCGAGCGGAAAGACAGCGCAUGUCGUAUCAGACGGAGAGGGCUAAACGCAUUCAUCAGCUAUUGGCCAGGGUGGAGGAAGUGAAGCUCGCUAAGAACCAGUUGAUAGAAGAAAAGAAGUUGAGAAUGGAGCGCCGUCUGCAAAAGGCUGCUGAAAACCGCGAUCAGCACUUGAAGGAUAUAGUUCGCAAAGCCCACGACGAAGAGGAGAAACUGCGUGAGAUUGCGUUCAUUAAACAAUUAGAAGCGGAGAAUCGAAGGCACGAAUUCCUGGAUCAGUGCAAGUCGUUAACCACUCGACUUCGGCAAAUGAGACGUGACCGACUUACUAAACUUGAACAAAAAGCAGCUCGCGAAGCAGCCGUCGGAGCUCGGAGACAAGCCUUAGAAGCGGCUAGAAAACUUCAAAUGGAGACCUUAUUAGAGAAGAGAAAAGAGAGGGAUGCAAGAUUGGAAGAGAUGAAGGAGCAAAAGAAACAGGAGAGGGACGAUGCGGCGAGGGAGAAGGCGGAAGCAGUAAAAUCUCGAUUAUCAGCCCUUGCGGAAGCAGCAGAAUUGGAAGCCGACGCUCUCAGGUCUCGGAUCCGGGACAAGCAGGAUGCUAGCCAAUUGCGACACACGUCUCACUUGCAGGCUAUAAGGGAGAAGGCCACCGGACCAAGGCAACCGACGACAUCCGAAAGUCAUGACAAAGAUUCCCUAGAUGAAGCUAAAAAAGAAGAGUUGGAGAAGAAAGAAAAAGAUAGGCUCAAGUUUGCUAAGAAGAAAGCUAGGAAGAUGAAACAAAAACUUCUGGCCAACGGUACAACUUUAACAAUAUUCGACAGUUAUUCAAUAAACCCAAUAGAAAAAUUAUUAACUUCGCCGUCUAUUGUAAAAACCAACAAACUAGUCUGUCAAUUAAUUAGUAUCCUUCAAAAUAUAACGGAUAGUAUUCAAAAUGAUAUCAGUGCGGAACCUAAAAAGAAAGCUAAAAAUAAAAAUGGAAAGAAUAUAGACGGUAGUGAAAAUAAUAAUAAAAAUCUAACAGCAGAUGGUAAAACUUUAGAGAUAGUGAAUAAUGAACUGAAUGGCAUUAUAUCAACAAAUAAUAAUAACGACGAUAAAUUCGAUACUCCUAACGGUCCUGGAAAAAACAAAAAGAAAAAGAAAAAAUCAGAGAACGAAGAAAAAUUAGCAAACGGUGUCGAAACAAAUAAAAAGAAAAAUCUUAAUAAAAAAGAUGCUGAUUCGGAAUCGUCUUGCAGCAGACGAAAGAAGAAGAAGAACAAAGAUGUAAUAACAGAGUUUGACUUUGACUUAGAAGAAGAUAAUAAGAAGAGAAGGAAACGCAAUAGAAAUAGUGAAAUUGCGAAUCUCUUGAAUGACAUAAAUAAAUGUAGAGCCCGCAAAGAUAAUAUCUUUGUGGAUGGACCCGGUAUCGAGAAAUUAUUCAACGAAUUAAAUAGAAACGUGGAGAGAUUGGAGCCGGAUACGACAGAUAAUGCAGCUCUGCACAGAUACUGGGCCGUCAAAGUCGCGUGCCAACUGCUAGAACUUGUGGCUGAUAGAGAAGAUAUCGCUGCCUCUAUCUCUACCAAGUGCGUCACAGUGGCUGUGACCUUAAUAUCUCGUACGCUGAGCUCUUGUCCGAUUAUGGGUUCGCAACUCGCCGCCACAAAUAUGACUGUACAUCUAAUCACACUGUUGGAACAAGUUGACAGAGAAGGCAUGUCACAGUCGAAGCGAUCGGAACUAACUCGGCUGUUAGCUGAUAGCCUGUCUGUCGCCUUUGAUUCCGUGCUCUGCAUGUCCAGGAUUUACGAGGAGUCCCCGAAAAACAACGAUGCUGAAAGUCUUUGCCUCUUCAGGAGUCGGACGCACCAGUAUAUCACGUGA